GCAGCUGUCCAUGGUCCAUGGUUGUAGCGGGGACGUGCGAGAUGCGGCCAUAGUCACGCUCCUCUGUCAGAACCAGGAGCCUCGAGAUCUGUGUCUGAAACGUGACGAAGCGACGUAAAGUUUGUGCGUCAUGGCGGAGCAUCAGAGGCAGCGCUCUCUGUCCACCGCGGGCGAGUCCCUGUACCACGUCCUGGGGGUCGACAAAGUGGCCACGAAUGACGACAUUAAGAAGUCUUACAGGAAACUGGCCUUAAAGUAUCAUCCCGACAAGAACCCGGACAACCCCGAGGCGGUGGACAAGUUUAAAGAGAUAAACAACGCCCACGCCAUCCUGAACGACCCCACCAAACGAAACAUUUACGACAAGUACGGCUCUCUGGGGCUGUACGUGGCCGAGCAGUUUGGAGAAGAGAACGUCAACACAUACUUCGUCCUGUCGAGCUGGUGGGCAAAGGCUCUGUUCGUCCUGUGUGGAGUGGCGACAGGCUGUUACUUCUGCUGCUGUCUGUGCUGUUGCUGUAACUGCUGCUGCGGUCGCUGUAAACCUCGACCCCGAGAGGCUCCAGACCAAGAGUUCUACAUGUCUCCUGAGGAUCUGGAGGCGCAGCUGCAGUCGGACGAGAGAGAGGCCGGCGGGGACCCCAUCGUCCUGCAGCCGUCAGCCACAGAGACGACCCAGCUCACGUCGGACGGGCACUACUCUUACCACACCGACACCAGCUUCAACUAACCCUCCCCCCGCCUCCCCCUCGAACCCCGCGCCCGCCGCCCCGCCCUCCUCCCCCCCUGGUCUGGUCCUGCCUGUGUCCCGACUGUGAGACGCAAACCAUUUUACCCUCCACAAACGAAGCCAUGCAGAAGAAGAAGAAGAAGAAGAGGAAGAAGACGAGAGCAUGGCUUAAAACAAGAACUACGGCAGACGAAUCCUCGAACCCUCAAACCCUCAAACCCUCUUCACACGAUCGGGAGUUUUCCGUCCAGUUCAAACGCAAACGACAUGAUUUACACGAACGAAACCGCCCCCCCGCCCCCUGCCGUAUGUGUUGCGUCAUGUAGUAGCAUGAAAAUCACCAGAGUAACAUCACUAUGGCAACGAUUUACUUUGCAAAAACUUAAUAUGUGCAAUGUGUUGAAAAUAGAACAGAUAAAUGAUAUAAAGAGAUUUAUUAUUAUAGAAGGUCUGUGGCUCAGGGAGGAGUCACGCAGAAAGUGAAAAAACGCGCGUAACGAGGUCAGUAGUGCCACCGCCACCACGAAAAAAAACAUCUGUCUUCUGUAUUUUAAAGCUAUACUACGCAGUUUUACAUGGCAUUUUUAGUGUUUUGACGUGUUUGUUUCGCGAACGAACUAUAUCAGAGUUAAGCCAAGGAGCGAGAUGUGUUUCGUUUUUCUCUAUUUAGACUCGUGUGUGUAAAAGAGGGAGACUGGGAGACUUCUGUGUGGUUAAAGUGUAAGUCUAUUCGGCUGCAGUGUCGUUAGCGGCGGUCGGUUCUGUCCGUUUACGCCCGUUUACGCCCGUUUACGCCCGUUUACGCCCGUUUACGCCCGUUUACGCCCGUUUACGCCCGUUUCCCUCGUCCCGUACGUGUCUGAGGUUUGAUUUGGAGGCAUAUCAUUUGAGCCAGCACUACAGGCAGCUCGGGACUUUUUCUUAUAAGACUGAAGUUCUAUUUUUCGUCUCGCAGUUACCUACCGCCAUGUCCAUCUCCGCCACUCUUCCAUAGAUGCUACCGAUGUGUUUAAAUUGUUUACAAACGGUGAGCUCCCGUCGCCCGCCCUAUGCUAUUAAGAGUACGGCUGUUGACCUGUGGUGUGUGUCCUGUGAUCCUUGAUGAAACGUAGAUGUAUCUGUCACGGCGUUUUCACUGAGAAACUGAAAAAUGCUACUCUAAAACGUACUUAGUUAAAUGCACUGUGUCUUUAAAAAAAAUACUAUAACGAUCAGGAAGUAACUCCAUAUAGUGUAAUUAUAGUGAAAUGGUCACAUGAAGACGUUUUUAUUUCGUUUAUUUUAUACUUUGCCAUGGUUGACGUGGGACUGGCGGUCGUUUUACCCGGUGUUGUGAGACCUCUGAACCGAGCGGGAGUCGUUUCAUCGUUAAAGUCGCUUGUACAUACACUUUACCCAUUUAAAAUCUAAAACCCUGACUUUAUGUUGUAGCAUGGUACUCGUGUGUUUGGAUGAAAACAAGUGGAUUGUUGAUCUGAUUUGCUGUUGUUGAAUAAAUGUUCUUGAACAUU
Messenger RNA from Periophthalmus magnuspinnatus, 2241 nucleotides. It is a transcript of the gene dnajc5aa, whose product is annotated as DnaJ (Hsp40) homolog, subfamily C, member 5aa. The transcript has 5 exons. The coding region runs from base 131 to 730 and encodes 199 amino acids. The record is from RefSeq and is a predicted model, not a curated record. Gene Ontology annotation, biological process: regulation of synaptic vesicle cycle. Gene Ontology annotation, cellular component: presynapse; intracellular membrane-bounded organelle; membrane. NCBI's taxonomy places the organism in Eukaryota, Metazoa, Chordata, Actinopteri, Gobiiformes, Gobiidae.